AUGACGGACCAUGCUAUUAGCAACGCCCAAAGCGAAUAUGUUGGUCUGAACCCCUCUCCAACAAGACCACAGUCAUCUUCCCCAGGAGCAGCACCGUUACCAGAAUCUCGCAUCCAAACCUACGUGACGAUUGCCGUCCUGCUGUUGCUGAUUCGCCUGUUGUAUGAAUUUCACAAGCCAUUGGCCUUUUUGGCCCUCGUGCUGUUUGGUAUCAUUGGCGCCUAUCGACUCAAUACGCAAUCCAACCAAGCCAUUGCGCAACAUGACGCUCGUAUGGAUCGAAUCAAUCGAGAACGAGAAGAAUCCGAGGCCAUGGUGGCCGAAGCAGCGAGAAUGAUGUUAGAAAUCAACCGACGCCAUUUGGAAGAAUUCAUCAUUACCCAUCCAGAUUCUUCGUACGAACAAUGGAUUGGAAAUUUGCAUCCCGAAAAUGCCGUUGACGAGACUACCAUUGAUCAUCGAUUUUACGUGGAAGACAGUGAUCAUCGAUUGCUGUGGAAUGAACUCAUUGGGGAAGAACGACAAUUUGUGCCUGUCAGAACGCUAAAGACCACUGAUAUUGAAGCAGCUGGAAACUGA
Seminavis robusta is the source of this 579-nucleotide messenger RNA. The record is from the annotation of a GenBank genome assembly. NCBI's taxonomy places the organism in Eukaryota, Bacillariophyta, Bacillariophyceae, Naviculales, Naviculaceae.